This is a messenger RNA of Oncorhynchus mykiss (rainbow trout), 1014 nucleotides long. Lineage: Eukaryota; Metazoa; Chordata; Actinopteri; Salmoniformes; Salmonidae. The record is from RefSeq and is a predicted model, not a curated record.
AUGUGUCUUUGUUACUACCUACAGGUGGUGGUGAGGAGGCACCAUGUGAGUAGGGUCCGAGGCCUGGAGACUCAACUGGUGUGGGCCAUCUCCAGGGAGACAGCCAGACUUAGUUCAGAGGGCAUCCCCUACUGUGCCACCAAGGUUCAGUCCGUCACUUGGAUCCUGUAUGUGGCUGGCAGGGUGACCCAGUAUGCUUCUCACCUCCGCCAUGAGACGUCUGUGGACAUGACCCUUGGCUGCUACCAGCAGACUGAUGUCUCGGUGGUGUAUGCCACUCUCCACAUGGGGCCGGAUGGGCUGCUCUCCUCCUCGGCGUGGUCGGAGGCUGCCUCCGUGUCUACGCCCACCAAUCAGCAGUUCACGGAGCCAGAGCCUGAGGGCCACAACUGCUAUGAGGGCUGGGAGGAGGACCUGCUGCCUGAGGAGAGGGAGGUUCCUCUGCUAAACCUCUACCUUACCACCAAGAGAGUGGAGGACAUCGCCCUGAGGCUCGUCUCCCUGCGCCAGGCCUUCACUGACGAGGCCGAAUUCAUCCGUGCCUAUAACGACUUUGUGGACUACCUGAGUGACCCCUCCAAGCAGAUUGACAUUGAGAGGGAGCUGGCUGAGGCAAAGAUCCAUCAUGUUAACCUGAUAGAUGUCCUCUUUGAACUGGUGCUAUUUGGGAUGAUGACAGCUCAGAAGUCCCUGAUGGUGCACCCUGGUGGGUUCAUGGAGCGUCUGUACGCUCUCCUGUACUCCUUCCUGCCCGUAGCUGCCAGCAUUGAGCCAAAGGCCGAGAGAUACCUGCUGCUGCUCAAUGAUUCUUGCGACACUUUGCCACCACACAGGGGUCUAGACACAAAUGCACUAUAUUACUUUGCACUGAAUUUUACAUUUCUAAAUAAAAUAACUAGUAGUUCAAAAGAUCACGUUGUCGUUGUAGAAGAGUCUAGAGAUGGGACUGAGCUUGGUGGGAGCGCAGCACGCUUUGGGAACCUCACCCGGCUUCAAAAGGUGAACCUGCCAUGA